Molecule: messenger RNA, 1289 nt
Organism: Arachis ipaensis
Lineage: Eukaryota; Viridiplantae; Streptophyta; Magnoliopsida; Fabales; Fabaceae
Source: RefSeq, a predicted model, not a curated record
CGUUCCUCCGCAAUUUGUGUUUCAUCGCUCUCGCUGCACUGCCGUCGUCGAUGUUCAUCCAUUCUUCUGCUUCAUGCCUUGUCCACCAUCCCUCGCUCUUCUAAAGAUAUGCCAAAGCAAAAGAGGUACAAGAAUCUACUUAAAGCAGUAGCAGCUGCAAAUUCUUCACAAGACAAGUCAAUAGCAGUUACAAAUUUAUCCCGAGACAAGGCGACAUCUUUAAAUGCAUCACAAGUCAAGUCUGUAGCUGCUGCAAAUUCCUCCCAAGACACAUCGGCAGCUACAAAUUUCUCCCGAGAUAAGUCGGCAGCAGCUACAAAUUUCUCCCGAGACAAGUCGGCAGCAGCUGCAAAUUCGUCCCGAGACAAGUCGGCAGCAGCUUCAAAUUCAUCUCGAGACAAGUCAGCAGCUUCAAAUUCUUCCUGGGACAAGUCGGCAGCUUCAAAUUCCUCCCGGAGCAAGUCGGCAACAGUUUCAAGUUCCUCCCGAGACAAGUCGACAGCUUCAAAUUCUUCUGAGCCAUCAUCAGUUGCUCCAACUAUAUCUGAGCAUCUAUCCGAACCUAAACGUAAACGUGGACGUGAAUCUAAGCAUUACUGGACUAUUGAUGCCAUAUCAUGUAGCAAUAGGAGAAGCAGCCGGACUCCUUGCAGGAGUUUGUGGGCAAUUGGCCACUGAUUGUGUACCAUUUCUAGUCAGUUUUGAUAAGUGGUCAGACUUCCAGAGAGCUUUUUCGAAAAUCAAUGGAAUAUUUUUUUCCUAGCUCGAUUUUGCUUCAAAGUGAGUGAUAGCUUGGCCAAACAAUUUUUACUCCAAUCGCUUGGCAAAAAAUGGAGGGAACAUAGGAUAAAGCUUUGGAAUGAGUUUUAUGAUCCGAAGUUGAGUAAAACUGAGAUCAUAAAUAAUACACCAGAAGAUAUUGCUCCUGAUCAAUGGGCUUUAUUCGUAGAAUAUCGUUUAAAGCCUGAAACUCAGAAUCUUUGUAAGAGAAAUCAAGAAAUUCGGCAAAAACAAAUAAUUCCUCAUACUUCAGUUGCUAAAUCAAUUGCAUGAACAAGAGCUGAAUUGGUAAUCAAUUAAUGUAUGCCCUCUACUGUUAGUGUUAUUCAUGGUAGCAUUGUUAAGAUGCAGGAUUUGGACAUAUUUUGUAGGGUGUUGUAUGAUUUGGUGAUCCUUCUUUUGAAUGUUUAUGAUUUAUCCCUGUUGACUAAAGUCUUUUUAAUUGUUUAUACUAUUUCAGAAAAUAAUUAUCUUUUCCUACAUAUAUGGAUUUCGUGUUAUUAUCUACA